GUUUUAUCUGGCCAGUCGGCGAGGACCAUGUUCAGUAUAUAGCACUGUGUCAUCCUUUGUGGGUCCAGUUGCUUCUCACAUCAAGAUUUGGAAGGUUGUGUUAGUUUGGUCCUCAUCUUGCCAGGACAACAAGCUUCAAGAAAGGAAGACGCUCCGAUGACAGACAAGAUGAGGGCGGGUGAGGACGAGAGAGUCCUUUCUGUAGCAGCUCUGGGUCGUCCUUUUCGUCUAGGGAUGCUCUAUGACAGCAGGAGCGAGAAGCUGAUCCCUGGAAUAACGCUGUGGGACCAGACUACACUUGAAAAGAGAACAGUGCAGCAACUAGAGACCAGUGACUUUCACGUGCUGUGUUCCGAUUCCCUUGACGACAAAGCGUCUGCUCUGGAAGUAGAUGCUUCCCUCAAACUCAGCUUUAUGGGAGGUCUUGUGGAUAUCCAAGGAGCGGCUAAGUACCUGGAUAAUAGAAAGAAUUCCAUCAACCAGGAACGGGUAACAUUGCAGUACAAAUGCACCACUAAGGCAGAGAGUAUGACAAUGGAACAGCUGGGCCAAGGUAAGGUUCAGCAUCCAGAGGUUUUCGACCACGGCACAGCGACACACGUCGUCACAAGUAUAGUGUACGGAGCACAGGGAUUUUUCAUCUUCGACAGACACCACUCGUCAUCAGAUCAUGACAGGAAAGUAGGCGGCAAUGUGCGCGUCGUAAUCGAGAAAAUACCUACCAUAAAGAUAAAUGGGAAAGGUGAACUAAACAUGUCACAAGACGAGAAGGAAAAAACUGAACAGUUUACAUGCAGGUUUUUUGGUGAUUUUCUGUUGCGUCAGAAUCCCACGUCUUUCUCUGAUGCAGUGAAGCUCUACCAAAAACUUCCAAAGCUUCUCGGAACAGGAGGAGAAAAUGCCGUUCCUAUCAAGGUGCAGCUCUACCCGCUUACUCUCAUUGACAGGAAAGCCAUUAAGCUGGUUCGAGAAAUUAGUAUUAACCUUAUCAGUGAAACCGAAAAAUUUUUUGAGGAAAUGCAUGAACUGAACAUGAAGUGCAAAGAUAUUCUGAAAACUGAUGCCGUAAAAAGUUUCCUUGCUAUUCAGAAUCAAAUGCAGGAGUUUAUAAAUCUGACGGAGACUUACAAGCGCGUGAUACAGAAGGAACUCUCUGUGCUGUUACCUCGGAUCAGAGGCGGCGGGGACGAAGAAAGGUGCUUGGUGGACCUCCUCAAUAAGAUGCACAAUUCACCAGUCAGUCUUCUUGCUCUCCGCUCCUGGCUGCAAACAAAGAACACUCAGGUAAAGGUUCUCAACGAGUAUAUACGGGCCAUGGCUGAUAUAAAAUUUGCUACUGAACCAGGUGACUUGGAGUCCAUUGUCAUGAGUCCUGAGAAUACUUAUUGCCUAUGCCUAACUAUUUCAUUGCCAUCCAAUGAUUUCCAGCUGGAUCAAAUGAAGAAAUAUUGUCAUGAAACACGAUCUUCAAAGAGUUACGAGAAGGCAGGUGACAUGGACGUCAGACCACUACAAAUUAACAGCAUGCCCAUGAUGGAGGUGGCUGGUGGGUUCAGGGACUUUUAUAACGUUAAUAAGACCAAGAAAGGAAUUGCAUUCUUAGUGGCACAAGAAUUUUCUGACUCUGAUGUAUUUCAUGCUCGUGUGAAAUGCUACAAGCACGGCAGAAUGAUUAAUGACAACUACGGAUUGACAUCAGCGCCGGAGAAGCUGACAGCAUUGGUAGAAGACACCACACACAAAAGUAUCACCGUCAGCUGGAGCCCGCCUAAAUAUGGUGCUUCAUUUAUCACAUCCUAUGUCGUCAGCUGUUGCAAGGAGGCCAAUGAAGAAGAUACUUCGAGGGUCACUGUGGAUCGUGAUGAGGGACAAGUCACCAUUCCAGGUCUGGCCGCCAACACGGAGUACGAGGUGAGAGUGUGCUGCAGGUGUGAGGUGGGAGAUGGUCCAGUAGGAGAUACCAAGGUCAUAGUGAAGACUAAACCUGCUAGUAAACCCGAAAUGCCUCGAGCCCUGAAGGUAUCUUCAAACAAAAUUCUACUCAAGUGGCAAGCCCCGACGUGUGUGGGUGACGGAUGCAGUGUUGAGGAGUAUAUCAUCAAACAAGAGAUGGAAACUGGUCACUGGGAAGAAAGCCUUCGCGUUCCCUCAGAUAAGUGCUCAUGCAACUUAGAAAGCUUUUCCAGCAAUAUUCCCAGGUUCAAGGUCGCAGCAUCUUGUGGCUCAGCAGGACUCAGCUGUGACAGUGAACCGUGCUCUGUAGACCUUACCAAACCGCCCAUCAGUGAAAACUUAAAGCAAUACCUUUGUGCCAAUUCACUUCCAGACCCAAUCAAUACAAAUAUCUACAAGCCUGAGCUAAGGCUGGUUUUAAGUAAUAAUGAUGAUAUGAUUGAGAAAUAUGAGUUUGGAGAGAAGAAGAUUGAAGUCCAGGAAAAAGUAGUCAUGCUGGUGGGUGCCACUGGUUCGGGCAAGACAACACUUAUAAAUGGGUUUAUCAAUUACAUCUUUGGAAUUGAAUGGAAGGAUUCGUUUCGUUUCAAGAUGAUCGUGGAACCCAAUGUUACAAAUCAAGCUAUGAGUCAGACCACCAAAAUUACUUCGUACACCAUCCACCACCUGGAAGGCUUCCGGGUACCGUACACCCUCACCAUCAUCGACACCCCAGGCUUCGGUGACGUGAGCGGCAUUAUGAGGGAUAGAGAGAUUACUGAAAAUAUUCGUAAGUUUUUCACGAAAUGUGGUGAAAGCGGCAUCACUCACAUUGACGCUGUUGGCUUUGUUGCCAACUCUUCACUGCCUAGACUCACCCCAACACAGCGGUACAUCUUUGAACAAAUUCUGUCACUGUUUGGAAAGGAUAUUGCUGACAACAUAUUCCUUUUCCUCACUUUCGCUGAUGGCAAAAGGCCACAAGUUCUAAGUGGAAUAAAGGAAGCUAAAAUACAAUUUAAGAAGUACUUCAAGUUUAAUAACUCUGCAUUAUAUGCGCUCUACGAACAUAAGAAUGAAGAUGAAAGUGAUGACGAAGAUGGAGGUUUUGAUACGAUGUUUUGGGAUAUGGGAUUCAAGAGUUUCUCUGUCUUUUUAGAUCAACUUACAACUAUAGAAAGCAAGAGUCUCGUUCUUACACAAGAUGUUCUCAACGAGAGGAAUAGACUUCAGAUCUAUAUCGCAGGUAUACAGAAAGACAUCAGGCAAGGACUCACUACUCUGGAGAGACUUAAAAAAGAAAAAGAAAUUCUAGAAAAGCAUAGUGCUGAUAUAGAAAGGAACAAAACAUUUUGGUAUGAAGUUGAUGAAGAGGUAUUUGUGACAAUCCCUAUUCCUACAGGGCAGUAUGUAACUAACUGUCUUAACUGUAACCGUACUUGUCACGAGUACUGUAAAAUUCCCGAGAACCAUUUGAAGAAAGGAUGUUGGGUCAUGACUGGUGGCUACUGCCGCAUCUGCCCAAACAAAUGUAUAUGGUCAGUGCACAAGAACUUUCCUUAUAAAUAUGAAUUAGAAAUCAGAAAGGUUAAGAAAACAGUCGAUGAACUUCGUCAGCGCUAUCAAGAAGCCAGCAAGAAAAAACUUAGCACAGAAAACCUCAUUGAAGAAGUAAAUGAAGAGUUUAAUGCUUUAAAGGUUAAAGUCUUGGGAAUGACACACUCUGUCAGGAUGUCUCUUCAGAGACUUCAAGAAAUAGCUCUCAGACCCAAUCCAAUGACCACAGUGCAAUACCUUGACGUUCUUAUGGAGAAUGAGAAGAGCCAGGCACUCCCAGGAUGGCAAGCCAGACUAGAACAGCUCAGAACCGUCAAGAAAGAGGCAGAAUACAUGGAAAUGAUAGCCAAGAAAGGAUUUGAUCCGUUCAAACAGUACUCAGAGAAAUUAGAGUUAAAAAUGAUACAUUCGAAGAAUAAUGUUUGGGCCAAAGUCUUCGAUUAUUUCAAGAAAUAAUGAAAUCCGAGUCUCCAAAAGUAGUAUUAGAAACUAGUAAGCCUCUUUUUGGGAACCAAGUGAACACGAGUUUAAGGAUAUUAGUUUUAUGCAAUUAUAUAUGCAAGUGUCUAUACAUGUAUAUAUUAUGCAUGUAUCUAUUCAUCAGUCUAUCUAUGAUAAAUACUGACUGAAAUUGUUAGCCUUGCAUUUUCGUGAAUGGAUCCAGUCUUGAUCCUACUCAAUGAGCACACAUCAGUCAGUACUCCUCCCCAAGCAUAUUUUCCUGUGUUAUUUCAAGAAGGGAGCUGUACAAAGAGCUUCCUUCACGUAGAAAUAUCUACGGUAAAGAACAUAUGGUAGGGAUGAUCUAGUGAUAUGACCUUACUCGUCUGUGAUAAGAGAUGAACUGUACAGUAGAAUGAUUUUUUUAUUUCACUUUUGUAUUCUUAUCAUUUUCCUGUCCUUUCACAACCCACGGAAAGCCUUGCACCUCCGGUAAGUCUGACAUCACAGUCUGAUAACCGGUCUCAUAUAGAUCCUGUUAUAUAUAUUUUUUUUAUUUCCAUGUAUGAUUUUCUAAUUACUUUCAUGUUGCAUUCGGUGACUAAAAUGUUUGUAAUUCUUUUAUGCAAUAUCCUUGUGUUAUUAGGAUUUUUUUAAAAUUUUGUAUUACUGUAUAAUAGUUUCAAUUCUUGACCUAAUGUAGGUAAUGUACUUACAUAUAUAUUACUAUAUUAAGCUCACACUUCAUCAUGUCAAUAAAUGGCUCAGCUAUAUCAUGA
Molecule: messenger RNA, 4709 nt
Organism: Portunus trituberculatus (swimming crab)
Lineage: Eukaryota; Metazoa; Arthropoda; Malacostraca; Decapoda; Portunidae
Exons: 2
Coding region: 157-3945 (1262 amino acids)
Molecular function (GO): GTP binding; protein binding
Source: RefSeq, a predicted model, not a curated record